CUCUGUCCCCCCCCAAGUGCCACUUGGUGGCACUGUUGGAAAAGGUUUCUUUGCUGGGUGCCUGCCUCCCUGUCGGGUUCCAGAAGUGGGAGUUUCUGGAAGGAAUCACGUUAAUCUUGGCAUCACUAUAUCCUUAUUUUUUCUACCUUUGUUUGAUUUUCUCUUUAUCCACCAUUCAAGCGCCCCCGGGCAGCCUCCUCCCCGGUGUCAGUCACUCGGAUCGCUUGCUCACCAAACACAUUCGCCAAAGACAAGAGUCCCGGGCGUUCCUUGGGCAUCACCUUAAACUAAAUCCUGCAGCACUAAAAAUAGCCUUUUCUACUUAAUUCCUCUAAAAUGCGUCUGCAGGUGGGGCAAGCUUAGGAAGGAUCAUGUCUUAACUCCAGAGAACAGCAUCAGAGCCGAAGUUAAUGAGAAAGAGACAAAUGAAGACAGGGGGAUGACAGUGUAAUUGGGCGCAAGAUGCGGCACCCUGCUGAUGGGGUGUCUCCUCUGCGAGGUGCGGGCCGUGACUUUCGGCUGUAUAUAAGGCUGCUGAGAGCGGGGCCGCGCCAGAUCGCGCUCCCGAGGCCGGCGCUUCUGCUCCUGCCCAGGCUGCCUCAACUUUGUGGGGAGAUGGCCCAGCUCCAGGAAAACAUCAAUGGCAUCAUCGCUGUUUUCUACAACUAUGCCAGAAAGGACGGUGACUGCAGCGCCCUGAGCAAGGGGGAGCUGAGGCAGCUCAUCGAGCAGGAGUUUGCAGACGUGAUAGUGAACCCCCAUGACCCCAACACCAUCGAGAAGGUGCUGCGCUUCUUGGAUGAAGACAGCAAUGGCAAGGUUGAGUUCAGUGAGUUUCUCAGCCUGGUUUUCCGGGUGGCCAAGGCUUGCUACAGGCAGCUCGAGCAGUGCCAGGCACCAGAAGAUGGACAGGAGACAACGGUGCAAGAGAAGGCAGGUGGGGUGCCAGAGCCACGCGUGGCAGGGACGGCAGCCCCCCAACAGCAGGACCCUGAGCAGCGGGUGAGCAAUCAGGUGCAGGAGGGUGCAGCAACCAAGCAGGAUCGGGACACCCAACAUACCCAGAAGGCUGAGACACCAAAGAAGGACCAGAACACCAACCAGGAUACCAAGAAGGGUGAGACACCAAAGAAGGAACAGGACACCAAUCAGGACACCAAGAAGGGUGAGACACCGAAGAAGGAACAGGACACCAAGAAGGGUGAGACACCAAAGAAGGAACAGGACACCAAUCAGGAUACCAAGAAGGGUGAGACACCAAAGAAGGAACAGGACACCAAUCAGGAUACCAAGAAGGGUGAGACACCGAAGAAGGAACAGGACACCAAGAAGGGUGAGACACCAAAGAAAGACCAUAACACCAAUCAGGACACCAAGAAGGGUGAGACACCAAAGAAAGACCAUAACACCAAUCAGGACACCAAGAAGGGUGAGACACCAAAGAAAGACCAUAACACCAAUCAGGAUACCAAAAAGGGUGAGACACCGAAGAAGGAACAGGACACCAAUCAGGAUACCAAGAAGGGUGAGACACCAAAGAAGGGCCAGGACACCAACCAGGAUACCAAGAAGGGUGAGACACCAAAGAAGGGCCAGGGCACCCAUCAGGAUGACAAGACCAAGGCGCCAGAAAGGGAUCCAAAGAGUGGUGAGAUCCUGUAUACUGAGACCCCAGAGCAAGACGGAAAUACUCAUAAAGCUGCAAAACAGAACCCAAUAAGCCACCAGGCCCAAGAGACAAAGGCAUCAAACCCCAAUCACAGCCCGGAGACAAAGCCAGCAGAGCAGAACCCGAGCUGUUCCUCUGGGACACCAGGGAAAGACACAAACAAGACCCAGGUCUGCGAGACCUCUCGGCAGGAUCCCAACCCAGGUGAGACCCAGAAGCUGCUGCCCCCAGGGUGGGGUGGGAGCCCCCAUCCAGAUCCCAAGCCCUGGGGAACACCCGACAACCAGGCUCAACCUCCAUUCCCCAAACCCAAGGUGCAGGACAACAGCGGGGCUGAGGCUCAGCCUUUUCUGGGACAGCAGCAACAGGGCAGUCACGGCAAAGGACAACACCCUGGGGAGCAGCAGCACUUGCAGCCUCAGUGGCCACCACAGCAGUGAAGGCUGAAACCCUGUGCAACCAAGG
Molecule: messenger RNA, 2134 nt
Organism: Anas platyrhynchos (mallard)
Lineage: Eukaryota; Metazoa; Chordata; Aves; Anseriformes; Anatidae
Biological process (GO): positive regulation of cell cycle G1/S phase transition; regulation of phosphatidylinositol 3-kinase/protein kinase B signal transduction; cellular response to cytokine stimulus
Molecular function (GO): calcium ion binding; calcium-dependent protein binding; transition metal ion binding
Source: RefSeq, a predicted model, not a curated record